Messenger RNA from Chanos chanos (milkfish), 2048 nucleotides. RefSeq names its product transport and golgi organization 2 homolog (Drosophila) (gene tango2). NCBI's taxonomy places the organism in Eukaryota, Metazoa, Chordata, Actinopteri, Gonorynchiformes, Chanidae. The record is from RefSeq and is a predicted model, not a curated record. Bases 157 to 987 code for a protein of 276 amino acids. Gene Ontology annotation, biological process: protein secretion; Golgi organization. Gene Ontology annotation, cellular component: Golgi apparatus. The transcript is spliced from 9 exons.
GUUUGGAAACCAGGCUAGACUUGCUUUGCAGGUACAAUGUAUUGAUCAUUAAACUCAAAUGGAUCUAUCCUUUCAGCAUGUCCCAGCUUUGACUUAAACAGCCACUGUGUUAAAAAAAAAAAAAAAGAAGAAAGCCCUCACCACUCAGACAUCUCCAUGUGUAUCAUCUUUUUCAAGUUUGACCCGAGGCCUGCAACCAAAAAUGCCUAUAGGCUUAUUUUGGCAGCAAACAGAGACGAGAUCUAUAACAGACCCUCCAAGGCUGCUGAUUUCUGGGGGAGCAGCAAUGAAAUUCUCAGCGGUCUGGAUCUGGAGGAAGGGAAAGAGGGAGGAUCGUGGCUGGGAAUCAGUAAACGCGGCAAACUGGCAGCACUGACCAACUACAUGGAGGGAAAACCCAACCCAGAGGCCUUGGGCAGAGGAUUCUUAGUGUCCAAUUUUUUAACGGAUAACCUGGACAGCUACUCAUAUCUGCGUAAGGUGUCCUCGGAGGGACACCUCUACAACGGGUUCAACCUUCUCGCAGCUGACUUUAAGACCAAUGAAGACAUGCUUUGUUACUAUGGAAACAAGGGCAGUCCAGAGCCCAUCCGUCUAAAACCAGCAGGAAUCUAUGGACUGAGCAACUCUCUGCUCGAGACACCAUGGAGGAAACUGCAGUACGGGAAGAGUCUCUUCACCAGUGUGCUUAGCAAAGCACUGCCCCCUGAUGGUCUGGUCCAGGAACUGCUACACAUCCUCAACAAUGAAGAACUAAACACUCCUGACCCGUUGCAGGAGAGCCAGGGAGAAGGCCAUUACAGCAAGUCCAUGCUCCGUGCACUGUCUGCUGUGUGUGUCCGGUCCCCAGGGUAUGGCACAAGGACCAAUACAGUUAUCCUCGUAGACACAGAAGGUCACGUGACCUUCACAGAACGCACCAUGCUCAACUGUAACGUCAGCCAAUGGAGCACAAACUCUUUCCACUUCAAAAUCCACGAUUCCUGAGGCCUGGCCACCCAGCAGAGGAAAAGAAAGAAAUACCAUUCUGUGCCUUUUCCCCCCAUAUUCCUCUAUUUUCGUUCAGUUCUCUCUCUCUCUCUCUCUCUCUCCACUAGCCUCUGCUCUCAACCACCAAAUCAUUUGGAAGACUUGAAUUUUCAUCGCUAAAAUGGAACGGGAGACUACUCUUUUUAAAUUACCACUCUCUCUCUCUCCCCGGAGAAAGACUGAUUGCACUUCUGAAAGCAGUUUUCUUCUUUGUGGUUUAAGAAGAGUGAUUCUUUAAUUUUUUUAUUUUUUUUUUCUCAUUUUUUUUCCUGCUAAUUAUACUGAAACACUUAGGCAGUCUGGAUUUGUGUAUCGUGCAAUGGAAGUUAUUUAAGCUAUAUAAUAUGUCGAUAAAAAAAAAAAAGUUCGAUAUUUAUCAUGAGAAAUAUGGAAAAUAUUUUUUGAAGGAUGGAGUAGUUUGGAGAACAAAGUACAUAACCUUUACUGUAAAAAAGCAAUUAUGUUUUUAAAUUAAGUGAAAAUGAAAAACCUUUUUAACGAAGUAUCGAACAAAAUUAAACCACUGGAUGAUGGGUUUAUGAAACAGGAUUUUGAAUAGAACUUGUGGCAGAUCUAUGCCUCAGCUUUGACGAUUGGCUAAUCUGUAACUCAGGAAAAAAAAAUAUAUGAUUCUGUCAUAAGAUAAUAAAGGUCCUGGAACAUAUUGCAGUAUGUUAGUCAAACCUUUGACCAGAUCUCGUCAGUGAGCUUAAACGUUGGCUUUUUAGUGUCUUCUCUCGUAAGUGAAGUGUUUUGUUUUGGAAUUCUCACCUCUGAAAUGACAGGAAUCAAGGUCUUGUAUUAUCAUUCUCACGCAGUGUUACACGUUGACCACGACGCAACACAGCCAUAGUUUUGUUAUCCUAUUAAGGACAGAACAACUAGUCGAAUAUAGCGAUGAAAAAUCUCAGCGACAAUAAGGGAUUUUGUCUCAAAACUCAGAAGUAACCUGUCAGGCAGAAAUAUGUAUUUUUGUUUUGAAUGUCUCAUACAAGCCAUGAAUAAAAUCACCAAAUGCA